ACCAAGAAGAAGAAGAAGAAGAAGAAGCGGAAGAAUAAAAGGCUGAAAUGUAUAGCUAGUUAUUACAUAUGUAUAUAUAGCUCGAAGAGAGAGAAAAAAUCUGAACGGUUUUUUUCCUGUUCGUUGGUUUCUGUUUCUCUUUCUCGGCGAGGUAAAGUUUCUCGGAAAAUCUUGGAUUGCUCGGGAAAAUUAUGGGGAGGGGAAGAGUGCAGCUGAGGAGGAUCGAGAACAAGAUCAAUCGGCAGGUCACAUUCUCGAAGCGGCGCUCUGGAUUGCUGAAGAAAGCUCACGAGAUCUCUGUUCUCUGCGAUGCCGAGGUCGCUCUCAUCGUCUUCUCGACCAAAGGAAAGCUCUUCGAAUACUCGACCAAUUCCUGCAGCAUGGAGGGGAUCCUGGAAAGAUAUGAAAGAUAUUCAUACGCAGAGAGGCAGCUUCUUUCAAAUGAUCCUGAACCCAAUGGAAGCUGGAGUCUGGAACAUGCAAAGCUCAAGGCUAGGAUGGACGUUUUACAAAGAAAUCAGAAGCAUUUCCUGGGAGAAGAACUUGAUUCCUUAACUCUCAAAGAGCUUCAAAAUCUGGAGCAACAGCUUGAUUCUGCACUCAAACACACAAGGUCGAGAAAGAACCAAGUCAUGUAUGAGUCCAUCUCAGAGCUCCAAAAAAAGGAUAAGGCAUUACAGGAGCAAAACAACCUUCUGACAAAACAGAUGAAGGAGAAAGAGAAAGAGUUGGCCGAACAGACACAAUUGGGGCAGCAGAAUCAUAAUUUGGAAGUAUCGUCCAUCCUCUUAGCACAGCCAAAUCAAUCCUUGAAUGUUGGAGUGUCUUGUUCCCCAAGAAGUGAUGGAUUAGCAGAAGAUGAAGCUACCCAACAUCAAAACCGAGGCAAUGCCCUUCUGCCCUCUUGGAUGCUCAACAAUCUCAAUGCAUAGAACAGUAACAUUGUCUUCUCCUGUGUAUGCGUUUACUGUGUCCACAUAUAUAGAUAUAUGUAUAUAUAUAUAUAUAUAACACAUACGUAUAUAUAUACAGGUACACCGGCCUAAACAUGGAUAUUUUUGUGCGUAGCCCAAAUAGAAAGAAUAUCUCAUUAUCUCCAAUUGUAAAUAUGUUGUCAGGUGUCCUCGAACUUACUAGGAUAACCCGAAGAGAGGAUAGUGUACCUGUUGUUAUUUUUAUGGGCUUCCACAAACGACCAUCCUUUUUUUUUUAUUAUUUUCUAUUGCACUCAAAACAUAUACGCACAAGUACGUGUUCAAAUGCUAAUUAAGUUGGUGCAGAAGGGUCUAUAACGGCUGCUUUUUUUGUUUGCUUUUUUGCUACAA
Morus notabilis is the source of this 1325-nucleotide messenger RNA. RefSeq names its product truncated transcription factor CAULIFLOWER A. Gene Ontology annotation, cellular component: nucleus. The transcript has 8 exons. Lineage: Eukaryota; Viridiplantae; Streptophyta; Magnoliopsida; Rosales; Moraceae. Gene Ontology annotation, molecular function: protein dimerization activity; DNA-binding transcription factor activity, RNA polymerase II-specific; RNA polymerase II cis-regulatory region sequence-specific DNA binding. The record is from RefSeq and is a predicted model, not a curated record. Gene Ontology annotation, biological process: positive regulation of transcription by RNA polymerase II. Bases 192 to 932 code for a protein of 246 amino acids.